AUGUCAACUACAGAUUGUUCUUGUAGUACGAAAGACGACCCUGUGGAAACAUGGAGUAGUUGUAAUGUUUCAAUAGACUGCAAGAAAGAAACGUAUGAACUACCGCUACUCAGUUCCAAAUGUUACACGCGUCCAAAAUUUAAUCAAGAAUAUACACAGGAAGUUUGGAGUUCCGAGCAACUGCCACUUGAUCAUGGACCCAUUUCGGAAACCUCCGCCAAAGCACAGAAGCAUGUCCUUGACAGGAAGCGCGAUCGCGAAGUUGCAUUGCAAAAUUUUCGAAAUGAGCUACGAGAUCUACACAAAUCAUGCGACGCGAAGAUCGAACAGCUCGAAAGCAACGUACAAGUCGACAUCGACAAGAUCCGCGACGACAUAGAGAAUAUAAAAAAAGAUUUUUGCGAAAUAGCUUGUUUGGACAACGACAAAUACGAAUGCUUGGUAAGCACGGUCGAAUCGAUGCUUAGUCGGCAAAAGGCAAACGUCGACGAGUUAUCCGAGCUAACUAGAAAGGUGGAGAGAGAACGACAAGGCGACGCGAUCAAGAUAUUCAAAAAGUUUUAUCAAAUUGUGAGAAAGUUGUGUUGCGCGCCGUUGGACGAGCAAAAGCACCAUUUCGAACAAGAGAUCGCGGCGUACAAUCGGACAGUUUUGAGAAAUAACAAAAGCUACGAAAAAAAGAAAUUGCAAUUUCGCCUGUCAAUUGACGUUUUGAAGCAAAAUUUUCACGUUUGGCUGAAAGACGUCAAGGACGAUCGAAACGCCGUUUGUCGAAAAAACGCUUUGGACGACUUUUACGCCGAGAAUGAAAAAUUCAACAACGCAGGAUUUGCGUAUUCGAGAAAAUUGGACGGGCAGGCAGCUCUGUGUCGAUUAAAGAGUAGGACAACGAUUAUCUCUUAUCUAGUCUCGCAAUGGGAUUUAUCAGUACCUUUCCCGGCAACAAGAUUGCACGAUCAAUCUGCUCGGUUCGCUUCGACGAUGACGUCAACCGAUGCGACGAUUACGGGCUUCAUCAGAUCCUAUAAAUUCUACAUGUCGAAAUGUCUCGGCAGAUUAUUCAAUAAAGUCAACAAAUUGAGAUCGAUCGUGGAGAUGAUGGAUAACGAGGCCGAGGCCCAAGACGAACAAUUAAUGAUUGUCGAAGAUAUUUAUGAUAAAGCGAAAAUACGAGUCGACGAUUUCACGGCGAAACUGGAAACAAUGUGGAGUAACGAUUUAAAAGCGUUGAAUGACAAAGCCAAGGACGUGUUUGAGACUUUCAUUGACUUCGGUUCACCGUGGGACGCUUUGUCCGUGAUUUUUCUCAAACAGCAAGACGCCGUUGCCCAAAGACUGAGCAACAGAGCAAUAAAAAGUGAACCAGCUCAUCUAGAUUUGCAGCAAAAAAUCCUCGUUGAAGUUCCGAAGUUGAGGGAAGAGGAAAAUAUUCAAAAGCUCGAGAAGAAAAUGGCACAAGUCGUAACGAUUCUCGAAAAAAAGGAUCAAAGGUACAAAGCCGACUUUGACGAAGAUUGCAAAAUCAUUCGGAAGGGCACUGAAGUCAUGGCCGAAGAAGUGAGUACAACGGCCGGCAAACUCGACAAAUUUCUCGAAGCCAACAAAUCUACCGUUGGUGAGUCUUCCACAGACAAUGGGGGCACUGUAACUUCUUACGAAUCUGGUCAGAGUGACAGUUUCGUGGGCGACUUGAAGCUAGAAGAAAUCAUCAUGCACGACAUGGGCUUGAUGGGAGCUCAAGUUGACGUUCUUGACGAAUGGAAAUCGAGGUUCGUCAAUUAUAGAUUCAUUAAGAAUAUGCUCUCGUACCGGCCGUCAUUCGAGAAAGAAAUCAUGGAAGUCGUGGAAUUGUGGCAGAACAAUUUGAUCGACGAAGCUUUUCAAAAUCUACAGAGAAGCUUACAAGUCGGUCAGGACUUGCAGCUAGACAUUCGUAGAGACGUCUACGAUAUACGCUAUAACGAAUUAUUACGGCAUCAAAAGGAUCUAGAAAACCACAUUACGGUAACUAACCGAUUUUUGAGCGCGCCAUCGAAAUGCACGGAGUUGUUAAAUUAUUCGGAUAUGAUAGAAGACUAUAAACACGAAGUUCAGCAUCUCAUUGAUGAAAGAAGUCACAAUACUCAACAUAGUACCCACAUCAAAUGUCUUCGAAACACGAUAAAUAGAAUAAAAAAUAACUAUACUGACAAAAUUGACAAAAGAAUGAACAGUAGCAUAGAGAGGUUGGUGAAAAAAAUUUCAAUAGUCAAUGAUCGUGAUGAGUCUUUCUUCGGGGAAAUAAUGUUGUUCAAAGACGGUGGUACUUACAGCAUCGAAGAACUAAAUACAGCUAAAAAGGAAAUGGCGACAUUGAUGAAAAAUAUUCAAAAAGAUGAAUCGACAAAUCGCAUAACAAUUGCUAAAAUUACCGACCAAGCUCUAUUAGAAAUUAAUAAUUUUGAGAAACCUAUUAAUGACAAUUUAAACGUUAUUUUCGAUAAAUUCAAAAUGCAAGAAAAUAUAACGACUGCGAUAAUGAUAUGUGAACAAUUUUUGGCAUUGAAAGUAAAACAAGCAGUAAAAUUGAACAAAGAGAUGAGGGAUAAAAUUUCCCAUCUAAUGGAACAUUGUCAGAGUAGGGUUGAAGUAAAAAAAAUCAUUUCUAUUUUAAAUGAAACGAUAAGUAGAGUGAUAAAAACGUUGGAUAUGAUGAAAGGACCUUUUCCAGAAAUUGACAUACCGCAAGAACUGGAAAGUAAUUUUUAUAAUUUGAAAAACAACGACUCAAAGAACGUUAAUUCAAAGAAACGUACCACGUCUCUGAAAUCACUCAAAAUUGAACCUACUAGUAUUCAAAAUACGAAGUAUGUAUGCGACAGAAACAAUUUCCCAACCGAAACGUCAAAAUUAAUAUUUGAUGCGCUUACAGUAAUCAAAAAUCAAGCUAUGAAUUACUAUACAGUUUUGAUUAACAAAAGGAAUGAGUUACCUUUCAACGAUCAAAAUAUCUCUUGUGAAAAUUGUAUUAAUAAUUCUCUGAAAAAAUUGAAUACAAUUUAUGUAGAUGCAUAUAAUUUUUGGAUUGAUGAAGCUAAUUGCCUUUCAAAAUUCUUCGAAUCAAUAGAGAUGCCUUCGAUAGACUGGUAUUUGCGCGAUGGAAGUAUUUCCGGUGAAGAACAGGCCGAAUCAAAUGUAACAUUAUCAACAAAGGAUAGCGAUCCUAAUCAAUAUGUAAAUCGCAAGUUCAAUGAAAAUGUCGUUGGCUUUCAAAGCACUCUUCAAGAGAUACUGCAUAUGCUUGAAUCGAAGAAUACAAACGAUUCUCUGACAAGCGACGAGAACGAAAAUGUACAAUAA
This is a messenger RNA of Phymastichus coffea, 3339 nucleotides long. RefSeq lists its product as uncharacterized. The record is from RefSeq and is a predicted model, not a curated record. The transcript is spliced from 17 exons. NCBI's taxonomy places the organism in Eukaryota, Metazoa, Arthropoda, Insecta, Hymenoptera, Eulophidae. The coding region runs from base 1 to 3339 and encodes 1112 amino acids.